UCGUAAGGUCCCACUACAAGUGUUUAUCAGUACGUUCCUCUAAACGUUACUAAUACAUUUAAAUGUGUCACUUUAUAGUUUCAGAUAUAGCAUUAUCCAUACAUCAAUAAAGAAAUGCAUUAUUUAAGAGUAACUGGUCAGACAUUUCAGAUUAAAAACACCGUGGAGUUGCAAAAAGUUGCAUAAUUACGAGAGGUCUUGAAUGUAGCACAGUUGAGUCUGUUCGAAUCCCUCAGUGCCAGCGCCAGUGGUAAGCGCACUUAAAACCCAAACAAACAUCGAGGGACCUUUUAAUGAAGAAGUUACUACUUGUGAAGAAGAAUAGUUUUGUUAGAGUUUGCAGACUGUAUAUGUAUCUGAUUCAUUCUCUACCUGGGACUAUCUCUCGCUCAAGAAGAUCCAGUCUGUUUCUCUGCAUAUUACCUGUGAGCCAUCAGCAAGAAGAGCGUAACCUGCGCCAAAACCUACUUUUUUGGGGGGGUGAAUCUCAAUCAAAGGAAAGACAAGAACCAUUUGCAGAUCUUGGAGGCACACUCUUUGUCAAAGCACCCAUUUUUCUUGAUUUGAAAGAGAAGCUGAUCAGCUGUCUUCAGUUAGUUUUGAGCAAAAAGGACACCCAUGAAGGCUUUUUUUUACUUUUGACCUUGCAUAUCUAUGAAAUCAGAGCUGUUUGCUACAUCUGCUCCAGUUAAAAAGCAUCAGCUAAGUAAAUGGGCAUCUUACAAAUGUGAUUGUAGAGUUUCUAAAGAGAGAACCGGCAUUAUGGUGCAUUAUUCAGCAAAGUCUGUGUUUCAUUAACCAAAACUGAAAAUGACAGCGAUGUAACAUAGGGCUUUAUCUCCUUCAUUGUCAUGUGACUUUGAACUUUUGGUCAUUAUUUUCCAGGAGUGAAGACAGUCUUUUUCACCAGUUUAAUGAGGUGAACAGUGGUUCUCGGUGACCUCCAUUGCCAAUAAGACUGUCUCUGAAUUCAUUUUUCUUUUCUUGCAUGCGUUCAAGUAGCUCUUAAAAUGAUUCGGUAAAAGGUGGAUCGACUCAAAAGCGUACUGGCACACAGUGUGGCAGGACAACACCAGUCUCCUUUCCUCCAUCUGGUGUCAAAGUGGAACUGCUUCACCACUGCUGUCCAUGUUCCAGGGCAGACCUUUUUCACAGACUUGUUCCUGAUAUUAAAGAGAAGACAGGCUGGCAUUUCCUCACCACUAGGGACUUAUCACCUGUUGGAUCCAUUCAUUUUGCCAAGUCCAAACUGGUUUUGAGUCUUAUUCAUGACAGUACUAGUUAUCGAAUGUAAAACGUCAAAGGAUUUAACCUGCCGGAGGGGGAAAAAAUCUAAACGGUGACUGUGAUCUGAAACAAUAAAAGUCAUCGAAGACGUGAUCGACAGAACAAUUUGGAUUCUGGUUCAAGGAGCAAAAUCCAUCUCUCAUAAGACCUCUGUGCUUCAGCCUCGGAAUCCUCCUUCCUGCUUGGCCAGCUUUCUGGAUCACCAUUCCAGAUCAUUCCUGCAACUUUUCAGUCUCAUUUCCAAGUGUUUCACCCUGGACGAAGGGAUCUGCCUCUGGAGAAAGGGGCUGCACUGUCCUGGUGGAGGUGGACUGGGGGUUUUUGUUGUGCCGCUCCCCAUCUGUCGGUGCACAAACUCUGUGAUCAGUGCCAACAGGCCUGAGGAACUGAGCCCAGCCAGACAGGGAGAGGAGGCGGAGGACUUCAGAGCCAAAGACUCUGGGAUCCUGGCCAUGAGGUUUGAUGCCUCGAUCCACUGACCGGAAACACUGGACCUAAAUGGCGCAGCAUGACUUUGUCCCUGCCUGGCUUAACUUCUCCACGCCCCAGCCUGCCAAGGUAGAGUCCCCUGCUGCCAACCUUGACAAACAAGGUGAGCCACCCCAUCACAGAGAUGGCCGAACUGCUGUGAGCCGCCGCCGCCACAACUCCUCUGAUGGGUUCUUCAACAACGGCUCCCUGCGAGCUCCAGCAGGCGAUGGAUGGCAGCAACCCUCGCUGCUACUGAGGCACGACUCGGUGGACUCGGGGGUGGCCAAAGGGGGACACGGCGGGCUGGCGGGGGGCUCUUGUUGGAAGGAAACACCUAGCUGGCAUGGAGCUCCGCGGGGCGCCCAGGACGGCCACCACCACCAGGGACGCCACCCCAAACGGGGAGGGGGCGACAGGGACAGGCAGGGGGUGCACAGGCAGCGCAACGGAAACUUCCAUCCUCGCAAGGGCACCUCGUAUCAGGACAAGUUUCCCAACGAGGAACGCAAAGACGGCAAGGACGACAAGCUGAAGUUUGUGGAGGAGGACUUUCCUUCCCUCAACCCUGAAACAACUGGAAAGCCCGGGACUCAGACGCGAACAGUCGCUCUCCACGCUGGGGUGUGGGAAAACCCCCCCAGCGGGAAACAGAUGGUCUCCAAAAUGUUGGUCAUCAAGAAGGUUUCCAAGGAGGACCCGAGCACCGCCUUCUCUGCGGGGUUCGCCACUGCCGGCGCCUUGCCCACCAACGGCAGCAAAGCCCCCCUCACAGGCUCCAGCGUCUACAAGAACCUGGUCCCCAAGCCCGCCGUGGCCCCCACCAAAAGCGCCCAGCGGAAGUCCACCGGCAGAGAGAUCACAAAGUCUGGCCUUCACGUGUCGGGCCGAGAUUCAGUCUUCACCAGCCCCGUCUCUGCAGCCAAACCCAGCCCCCCAGUCAGCGCACCCCAGCACAACGCCCAAAAAGAGGUGAGGAUCCCCCAACGUCCUACUGACACCCCCGCCCACCGACCUUCCUUCAAAUCCAGCUCCAGUUUUAAACCCGACUCCUCUGUGCAACACCCCCUCCUCCCCCCUGCCCCCCCGCAGCAGCACCCCUCCAGCACGACCCCUCCCAUCGACAUCGCCCCAUCCAGGCUGAAGCUGAUGCGCCGCGGCCCCGACCGGAAGAGCGAGUUCCUGCGAGCCCUGAAGGACGAGGGCACCGGAGAGCUGACCACCAGCAGCAGCCCCGGCACGUCGGGAGAGGUGGGCACCAGUGUGGCUGAGGGCGACAGCAGCACGCCGGAGCCCAAAGCCUACAGCGAGGAGGUCUGCCACGAGAACGAGAACGACGACAACUUCCUGCCUCUGACGGAGGACGAGCUGAGAGAGUUCCAGACUAAAACCGAACAGCUGAAGAAGAACGGCAUGCAGAGGAACGGGGUUCUCCCGCGGACACGGGGCGUCACCCUCCACUUCACCCCCUGGCGGAGUGUGGCGGAGGCCCGCGUGGAGGAGGGCUCCGAGUCCGAAACCAGUAGCAGCAGCCAGACCUCCGACGACGACGACUGCAUCAAAUCCUAACGUGGCUUUAUGGAACAAACGAAAAUACAAACAAAAAAACACAAAAAAAACAGCCAACACCACAUCCCGGCAAGCAGCCCCCCCCCCCCCCCUC
This is a messenger RNA of Menidia menidia (Atlantic silverside), 3418 nucleotides long. The record is from the annotation of a GenBank genome assembly. NCBI's taxonomy places the organism in Eukaryota, Metazoa, Chordata, Actinopteri, Atheriniformes, Atherinopsidae.